This is a messenger RNA of Iphiclides podalirius (scarce swallowtail), 1512 nucleotides long. Lineage: Eukaryota; Metazoa; Arthropoda; Insecta; Lepidoptera; Papilionidae. The record is from the annotation of a GenBank genome assembly.
AUGGGCACGUGUUCAUGGGCGGCGGUAAUCACUUACCAUCAGGGCCACCUUGACACCAACACGCUGGACUUGAGGAAGAAGGAGCACCGCCACCUGGUGCUCCAGAUAGCGCUCAAGUGCGCCGACAUCUCCAACCCUUGCCGGCCGUGGGAGAUCAGCCGCAAGUGGAGCCUCAAGGUCUGCGAGGAGUUCUUCAGGCAGGGCGACUUUGAGCGCAAGCUGAAUCUCCCCGUGACGGCGUUGUGCGAUAGACACAAUAACUCCAUACCGAAAAUACAAACAGGGUUUUUCAAGUUUGUAGUCACGCCUCUGAUAACAGAGUGGCACAGAUUCCUGCAGAACGAUCUCUCCACGCAAAUGUUGGACAACCUCGUCUACAAUCAGAAAAAAUGGGAGGCGCUUCAUGCUAAAGAGAUGGCGGACGAGACGCGCACAGAAAUAUCCGACGCGGAUGUUGCGGAAGACGACGCGGAGACGUGCUCGUUCACGAACAUGUCCGACAGCUCCGAGCUGUUGCUGCCGGUGCGCAGGAGCUCCCUGAACCCCGUCAAGCCCGGCUUCAAGGAGCAGCUCAGGCGCUUCUCGGUGCCCCUAAACGUGUUCCAAGACGCCAAGUUCAAGGGGCGCGACAGGAGCCGCGCCUCGCCCAGCGGCGAGUAUCGCCACGAGAGUCCCGCCGACAGCGAGUACUCGCUGCAGUCGCACCUGAGCACGCGCUGCUACGAGCCGAGCGCGGAGAAGGCGCCGAGCACCGAGAAACUGCUGUCCGACUCGACGAUCGCUUCGAUCACGACGCCCGUUCAGGCGACGCGGCUGAGCACGGUGGCGAAGGAGGGCGGCGGCUGGAAGCUGGUGCGCCAGCAAACGUUCCCGCCGCUCGAGACCACGGGCCGCGAGCACGCGCUCAUGGCCCGGCCUCUAUAUACGAGCGACGAGGACGCGAUAUACCCGUCGCGGCUCACGAGGCCCGACUUCCUGCAACGCCUGGAGAGCAUGCGCGACGGCCGCUUCAGCCUGUUCAGGAAGAGCGAGACGGAGCGAUACGAGGACGCGCCAGACGGCAACGGCGCGGAGGGUGCCGGCAGCCAGCUCAGGGACAACCUGACGGCGGCCACCCUGGGCGCCCUCGCCACCGACCAGCUGCUGCGGCGCAGGAAGUCCAUGCCGACCGAGGCUGUCGCCUACGCGCACAAGGAGAAGAAGGUGCGCGAGGUGACGGCGGCCAUACCGCAACUGCUGCGCCGCACGCUCUCCGGCAAGGAGUGCUGGGCGCGCCGGCGGGGCUCCGCCCCAGCGCCCGUCGCCGCCUCGGAGCUCCGCGGGCUGACCGCCCUGAGGCACAGCGCCAACGGUGGCCGCAGGAAAACAGGCCCCGUGAUCAGCUGCCAGCAGUGGCUCGCUAAGGCCGCCUACGCCACCCAAGAGAGGAGCUUCCCCAACCUGCCCCGGCGCAGCUCCUUGCCCGUUGAGGUAUUUCAUCCCGAUGAGAAGAUGAAGACGUCAGAAAGUAAA